CAAUCUCCAACUGUUUUACGGGAUAUCGGAUAUGGGUUGUGGUCGCAUUCUUUGCAGACCUAGGGGUCGAUGCUGCUCUAUGCAUUGAUCCCUCGUUUGAUGAGCUUUUUAGAGGUCUCAAAUCGGCAGUGGUUGUAUCCACAAGUGACUUAGUGCCAGCAGUGGUGGAUGCGACGAAACAUGAUUUCCUUCGAGUUGCCCUCAAUGAAAGAGCCAGUGAUGUUUGCAGUUCUGACAGCGACGGCCCUUAUUGUGGAGCUCUCCCUUAUUCGGCACGCAGCCGGCGGGCUCGCGAAUUUAUAUCGGGACUCGAUGGUCCUUCCUUCAUGGAGAGGAGUACCAUUUUCGUGGGCAGUCCCGGCUUUGACGCCUUCGCUGAUGCUUUGCGAGCAGCAAGUGCUAAGGCGAUCUCGCGGAGCCUUCCGCCGGAUGAAACUAUCAAAAUUAUAAAUGCCGAGCUUGAAGGUUAUGAGCCAGGAGAACGGAUCGGUGCAGAGAUCGAUCAAGACCAUGUUCCGGAGUUUCCUGUACGUGAUGAUGCGAGUGUUGAAGACGACACUAUGCUUUUCGGUGAGAAACCAUUAUUGCAGCCACUGAAUGCUGGUAUUAAAUCGGAUACGUCCGUCGCGCAAGUGUUAGUGAGCGGACCCAAAUCUAUUUCACCAUCAUCGAAGCAUGCCUCCGACGAGAUCGAAUAUCACCCGAGUGGACCGCAUGUCAAGUUUGCCAGUGACGAUGUUGCAGCUACUUUCAUGGGACCGUGGUUUGGCGGUGCCGGAGGCUUGGGGGUUCGUCUGGAUGGUGUUGGCCGAAUCCGCUUUACUCGACCGGUAGUCGUCCGAUCGAUUAAAGGCAUUGGCGAGAAACAGCUGUACGUAUUCGGUAAACGCGGCUCGUCUGAAAGCUGGCGACGAAUUAUCCGCUCCGAGCAGUCGCACUUCGAAUGUGACACGGGCGAUGUUGUGUGGAUCAAAUCUCGGAAAGAUGGACGGCGUCAUGUGGCGAAAGUAGUAUGGGUCUCUCUAUGUCGUCGUUGA
This is a messenger RNA of Perkinsus marinus ATCC 50983, 1037 nucleotides long. RefSeq lists its product as hypothetical. NCBI's taxonomy places the organism in Eukaryota, Perkinsozoa, Perkinsida, Perkinsidae. Bases 327 to 1037 code for a protein of 236 amino acids. The record is from RefSeq and is a predicted model, not a curated record. The transcript is spliced from 3 exons.